This is a messenger RNA of Seminavis robusta, 2352 nucleotides long. The record is from the annotation of a GenBank genome assembly. Lineage: Eukaryota; Bacillariophyta; Bacillariophyceae; Naviculales; Naviculaceae.
AUGAGGGACUCCUUGAAGCAAACAUGGAAGCAAAAGCAAUUUGAGUCCACCCUGUUGACGGCCUGCAAUGGUGGCGACCAAGGGCGGAUCCGCCGUCUGUUGGAAGAGAAGGGGGACCACAUCACUCCAAACUUUCAAAAUGAACAUGGGACAACUCCUCUACACUUUGCAACAUCCCGCACAGGUUGUGUUCUGGCAUUACUCGAGUUUGGAGCCAAUGUGAAUGCUCAAAAUGAGGAGGGUGACACACCUUUGCAUUGGGCCGUGUUUUGGGGCAAAUUAGGUCCCAUAAAAGCACUGCUGGAAAAGGGGGCCGAUCCCACCUUGGUAAACCAAAAUGGCCAAACACCACGACAACUGGCAUUGGAUCAAGAGAAGGAAAUAUCAGAGGAUGUCAUUGAACUGCUAAAAAUUGCAGAAGAACGAUAUGCCAGUGGCAAGAAGAGUCAGCCACCAAAAGUACCGGUAGCACAUCAUGGGACAAGCGAGAAGAAGACACGAGAAGACCGGCAUGCCAGUCCAAAAGAGAAACCGAAACCAAAAGUAGCUAAUCAGGUGGCAUCCAAGAAAAAGACAUUGCAAGAUCUCCCUCCCGGUGAAAAGAAGCCGAGACCAAAACCCCGUGGGGUGCCGUCAGGACGAGAAUUAGAAAGGCCACAAGCUCCGCAUGGAGGGAAACAGGAACAGCAACCACAACCAGCACACAAGAAAUUGGAGCAAAGAUCAUCUUCAUCCUCAUUGAAGCAAACAUGGAAGCAAAAGCAGUUUGAGUCGACAUUGUUGACUGCCUGCAAUGGUGGGCUUGUAAGUCGCAUCCGACGUUUGUUGGAACAGCAGGGGGAUUACAUAACUCCAAACUUUGAAAAUGAGCAUGGGACAACUCCUCUACACUAUGCAACAGGUCACAGGGACUGUGUCCAAGUCUUAUUGGAAUUUGGUGCUGACAUCAAUUUUCAGAAUGAUAAAGGUGAUUCUCCUCUACAUUGGGCUGUAUUCUUUGGCAAACCAGGCCCCAUUCAUCUGUUGCUCAAUGGAGGAGCAAAUCCUACUCUUGUCAAUCACAAAGGUCAAACACCCCUUCAAAUGGCACAAGAGGAAACCAAGACACCAGAUUCUGUCAUUCAGCUAUUGCAGGAAGCAGAAGAUUUGUUUAGAAAGAAACAGCAACAACGGCAAGAACUUGAACGGGAAAAUGAGCUUCGGGAAAGACAAGCAAGGCUCCACCAAAAUGCAUUGGAAUCCCAAUUUGAAACUCGAGCGGAACUUGACUUUGAAAUUCAACGCUUACAGCGGAUUGUAUCCACCCAAGGGGCACAGAAUGUUGUUGAUCCAUCUGCAUUGGAAGCAGCCUUGAAAGCUCAAGAACAAGUCACGUUAUUGACAAAACUACGCAAGUUGGCAAAGUUUCAAUGGACCGUGAAGGAUUUGACGCAACAAGCAUCAGCUCUACAAUCUAAAGUAGCAUCAAUGGACUUGUCCCUCGAGAAGAUUGAAACAAGCAAGCAGCUGCAGGAACUUAGAGAGCGGUUGCAGGCAGAACAGCAAGCCCACGAGCGAUUGGCUGAUGAUGAUGAUGGUGAGGACGAUGCAGAAACAUCGUUAGAUCACUCAUCGUCGCAGCGUGGUAAAACGAAAUCACAAAUCAACAAUCAUCAUCACAACACCAAAAAGACGAUGAGCAUCAAUGAGCCAGUCAUGUGGGGCGUUUCCUAUGACCAGCUCAAGGAUUUCAGAGCUUUGGUGUCCAAAACCUUUGCCGGAAAAAAUGGCAAUGCACAAACCCAGCCAACCAUGCAUGAUGUCAACCAACACAUUCUCAUACCAAUCUGUCAAGAAUCCAACACUUCAUACGCUCUGACUCUCAAUCCCAAGGGCCUCCGGGCUGAAAUCUUUUGUACCCAUUGCUGGGAUGAGCCGGUUAUCGAGUUUGUGACCUCGUUACUCGAACCGUUUGAACGCUUCCUCAAGAAGCCAAACUUCUGGAUAUGUGCCCUGGCUCUUCCCCAGGGCAACCCGCAAACGCUUCAAGCACAACUGGAUCGACCCAUUGAGGCGUCCCCCUUUGUAGCGGCCCUGCAGGAGGCCUCACAAUUUGUGGUAGUGCGUAAUCCUGUCACUGAUUUGUACAGUAGAAUGUGGUGUGUUUGUGAGUUGAUCUAUGCUAAGCAAUUUGGAUUGGUCCCGGACAAGACUGUCGUCACUGGCAAUCAUCCCUUUGCGGAUCGCACUACAAGUUGCUUGGAGGCCAGAGCCAGUCAACCCUCUGACAAGGGCAAGAUCUUGAAGCACCUGCUAUUCCAGUCAGACUUUCAAGCCAUUGACAGUAUCAUCAAUGAACUACGCAAGUUUUAG